This is a messenger RNA of Nematolebias whitei (Rio pearlfish), 1613 nucleotides long. It is a transcript of the gene nsrp1, whose product is annotated as nuclear speckle splicing regulatory protein 1. Lineage: Eukaryota; Metazoa; Chordata; Actinopteri; Cyprinodontiformes; Rivulidae. The coding region runs from base 21 to 1409 and encodes 462 amino acids. The record is from RefSeq and is a predicted model, not a curated record. The transcript is spliced from 7 exons. Gene Ontology annotation, biological process: regulation of alternative mRNA splicing, via spliceosome.
UUCAGCGUCAACAGACCAAGAUGGCGGUCCCUACAAAGCAGUACGGACUGAUCUUCCCACAGAAGAAGGGAGCAUCAAAGUCAGCAGUCUUGUCCAAACCCUCUGUGUUUGGGGAUGAUUCUGACGAUGAAACUUCAGUUGGUGAGAGUUUGCAGAGGGAAGCUAUCAAAAAGAAAAUGAUGAAGCAGACUCGUUUAGAGAUGCAGAAGGCUCUUGAGCAGGACAGCACUGUGUAUGACUAUGAUGGUGUGUAUGAUGACAUGCAAAAACAGAAACUUGAGAGCAACAAAAAUAUUCUGGGAGGUGCUGACAAAAAGCCAAAAUACAUUCACCAGUUAAUGAAAGCAGUAGAAGAUAGAAAGAAGGAACAGGAGCGAAGAGAGGAGAGGAAAAUUCAGAAAGAAAGGGAAGCAGAGGGAGAGAAGUUUGCUGAUAAAGAAGCUUAUGUGACAUCUGCGUAUAAGAAAAAACUGGAGGAGCAAAAAGAGGAGCAGGAACGAGAAAAAAGACAGGCAGAGAUUGAAGCUGCUUUAGAUGUGAAGAAGCAGAAAGACCUGAGCGGUUUCUAUCGGCACUUGCUGAAUCAGACGGUUGGAGAGGAGGCCAUACCUGAUCGCUCGACAAACAACAGCCAAACUUCAAAAGUUUCCGAAGAGAUUGGGAAGUCAUCACCUGUUCCUUCACCCACAUCUCACGGGAAUGUCCCAAGUUCAGGAAGUGACAACGAGGAAAGCAGUGAGCAGAAAACUGGGUUCAGCAAACCUGGGGGAGGAUCUGCACACUCAAAUCGCCAGUACCGACAGAGGUCGCCUUCAUCUGGGAGUGGAGACGAGAGGCAAACAGAGAGGCGCAGAGACAAAACUAAAAAGAGCCAUAGAGACAGAGAGAGGGACAGGCACCGGGGCAGGGAAAAGAACAACAAACAUGGAGACAGAAGAAGUGACAAGGACAGAAGAAAAGACAGGGAGAGAGAUCGAGGUAGGGACAAUGACAGAAGCAGAGGCAGGGGGGACACAGAGAGGGAAGAAAGGCAUAGAAAGAGAGAAAGGAGUCCUAAAGAGAAAGAGAAAAAUGCUGAAAGAGAGAAGAGAAGGCAUUCAAAUGACGACAAACGAAAGGACAAACAUCAGGAGGAAGAGAAGGAGAGAGAGAAGGAACCCGAGAAGGAGAAGACGGCAACAAGUGACGUAAAAGACGCCGAAACGGAGGUAACGGUCAAGGAAGGUGUGAAGAAAGAAGAAGAAAAACAGGAAAAGGAAAGCGAGGAGAAGGAAGAUGCUGAGGAAAAGGCAAACAAGUUUGCAAAGCGCAGCACGGAUCAGACUGUGAGUUCGGCUCGAGAGCGGUACAUGGCGAGACAGAUGGCGCGCUCAGCCUGUAAGACCUACAUCGAGAAAGAAGAGAACUGAUCUUAGGCGAACACGACAAAAACAUGUUCGUCUCAGCUUACAGGACAUUUGGCUGAUUUAUCAAACAAAAACACGUUUUGAAAAGAUACUUGUUUUUCUUUUGUCAACAUUUUCUCCUCACUCACCCUGUUAUUCCAAUGAUGAUUUAUUUAAAGGCUAAAUAAACAUAUAGUUUCAUUUAACAACCCUAAAGCCUCUGUAGAA